AUGAGUCACGAACUUAGGCAGGUAUUAGUAGCCUGUUCCACGCUGUUCAAACCAACGAACUCAGAAAUGGUCAAACAAACACAGAACGAUAUAUUGGACAUGCUGAUUGGCUCCGGCUCUGAUUUGAGUGAAUAUUUAACUCCUGAAGGUGACGUGAUUGGCUAUUCUGCAUACAGAACAAUGGAUUCCACCAUGGAUUUCCUUGACGACAAUGUCGUAGAUCCAAUGAAUGUGGCUCUCUGUCAAGAUAUACAAGAGACGCCUGAACCAUCUGCCGAGAUAGAGGUCGAACAAUUACAAUUCACAUUUGACCCUUCUGAAACAUCUAUAGAACUCCUCAAACUGAUAACAAAUACUUCUGAAAAUGAAGAUAACCCAUCUCCAUCAUUAGAAAGCGUGUCGGACUGGAAUGAAGUUGGGGCGGAAACGGAAGUGGAAGAAAUAGUGUCGCCAAUUUUGAAAGCCGAGAUAAAUAACAGGAUCCGGAAACGCAGACGGGUGGAGGGGAAGGAGGAACUUACGGAACUGUUUGUGGAGCCACCACCAGAACAGUUGACUGAGGAAGAAGAAAGAAAAAGGAUAGAACGCCGAGAGAAAAACAAACUGGCAGCACAGAAGUGUAGGAGUAAGAAGAGGAAGGUGGCCGACACUUUAGAGGCUGAGACUGAGAAGCUGGAGGAAAAACAAGAAAAACUGAAGGACGAGAUUCAGCGGCUUAGAGAUGAACGAGACCAUUUGAUGGAACUGGUCAAGGUUCAUUCCUCGGUUUGCCCAAAAAUGAAAUCCUCAAAAUGAACAUAUUGUUUGACGAUUGAACCCCACCGAUCUUUGAGGCAACCUCAUGCUCUCAGA
Ylistrum balloti is the source of this 852-nucleotide messenger RNA. RefSeq lists its product as uncharacterized. Bases 1 to 795 code for a protein of 264 amino acids. The transcript has 5 exons. NCBI's taxonomy places the organism in Eukaryota, Metazoa, Mollusca, Bivalvia, Pectinida, Pectinidae. Gene Ontology annotation, biological process: regulation of transcription by RNA polymerase II. Gene Ontology annotation, molecular function: DNA-binding transcription factor activity, RNA polymerase II-specific; RNA polymerase II cis-regulatory region sequence-specific DNA binding. The record is from RefSeq and is a predicted model, not a curated record. Gene Ontology annotation, cellular component: nucleus.